UUCGGCUCAGGAUUUUAUUUUCUUCCUUCCUUUCCUCUCCGUUAUUCCUUGCAUGGUUGAUACCAGCUUUCGAUUUCUAUCACAACAGUCUGCAGCCAAGCGACGGAACAGGAAAGGCUUGUCAUUAGCCGUGCCUGCGACGCGACCUCACCAGCAUAGUAUACCCGCACCUUCUUCCGCCGCCUUAAUCCAUAAUGAUUCUUCUACACCUACCGAUAAUGGGCCCGAUAAGCCAUAUAAACAAGGUCCCAUUCGUAUCUUACCCUACUUGUACCUUGGUGACGAAAAUAAUGCAAACGACAUGGCCGGUUUGAAGUAUCUACAUAUUGGGUAUAUCUUGAACGUCGCCAAGGAAGUCAAUCAUCCAAGCGAACAUGAUUUUAGCAUGAGUGAUAUCUCUGAGGAUGAUGGAGGUGCAUCAUCGCCUUGUUUAUCUAUAUCAUCGUCGGCUAGUUCAGCGUCCAGUAUCAACACCUUAUCGUCAUCGUUUUCCUUUCAUUCAGAAUCGGUCACUAUGGACGCUUUCCACGCUUCACCACCCGAUGACCUCGGUGCCCACAGUCCUUUUAGUCCAACCAGAGGGGUCAAACCUACACCGCGUGGAAUACGAAUGCUCCGUUUUCGACCGUCCAACGUUUCAUUUACAUCCGCCAUGAGGGCCACGGCUCAUCGACAAAGCAGUAUGAAGCGGCCAUCGUCGUCAGAUAUGAAGGGUCGUCGAAAACGCCACGUCGGCCAAAAUGAUGUUGCACAAAAUGAAGACGGGACUCCAUUUCAGCAAAUAAAGUACAAAAAGUUUGCCUGGACUCACAACCAUGAAAAUUUAGCCACCGAACUUGCACCAGCUCUUCAAGUCAUCGAUCGUGCACGAGCUGCAAAACGAGCUAUUCUGGUUCAUUGUCAAUGUGGAGUAGCCCGUUCAGCUUCCCUGGUCAUUGCUUAUGUCAUGCAUGCCUUCAAGAUGUCCCUCGACCAAGCUUAUGAUUUUGUCAAGGCAAAGUCAACGUCUAUCAGUCCUAAUAUGUAUCUCAUGUUUCAAUUGCGAGAUUUUGAAACUCAUCAAGGCUUGGGAUUAGACCACAGAUCCACCACCCCUCCUUUGCGAAAGUGCACUAGUAUGCAGUUCACCGAUGUUCAUCACGCCUUCAAUGCUCUGGUCAAACUCGACUAUCCCUCACCUCCAGCCACCGAAUCCAUCAUGCUAAGUAGAAGAAGUCUGGAUGACAGCUUUUACCACUCCCACUCCUUUAGAUCUGAAUCGCCUUUUAACAACAAUCUCCCCAUGUAUCUGUGACCGGAACACCAAGAAAGCAAUCUAUACUCAGUGCUGGGCAACUGACAAAAAAGAAAUUGUAUUCUUCGUCGUUCUCUCGGCCCAUCCUAUCCUACGGAAACCCACC
Messenger RNA from Umbelopsis ramanniana AG, 1400 nucleotides. RefSeq lists its product as uncharacterized. The record is from RefSeq and is a predicted model, not a curated record. Gene Ontology annotation, biological process: protein dephosphorylation; negative regulation of MAPK cascade. Bases 53 to 1294 code for a protein of 413 amino acids. The transcript has a single exon. Gene Ontology annotation, molecular function: MAP kinase tyrosine/serine/threonine phosphatase activity; protein tyrosine/threonine phosphatase activity. Gene Ontology annotation, cellular component: cytoplasm. NCBI's taxonomy places the organism in Eukaryota, Fungi, Mucoromycota, Umbelopsidomycetes, Umbelopsidales, Umbelopsidaceae.